This is a messenger RNA of Exophiala aquamarina CBS 119918, 2082 nucleotides long. RefSeq lists its product as uncharacterized. Bases 1 to 2082 code for a protein of 693 amino acids. NCBI's taxonomy places the organism in Eukaryota, Fungi, Ascomycota, Eurotiomycetes, Chaetothyriales, Herpotrichiellaceae. The transcript has 2 exons. The record is from RefSeq and is a predicted model, not a curated record.
AUGGCGAUAUCCAUGACCAAUACAUCUCUCGCACCGCGUGACUUGGAUACCGACGCUCAGCGCCUGUGUCAAAUCAUUACCCCCGUGGGAAACCUAGGCUAUGGCUUCAUCGACAAGCAGGUCGAGGCCGAGCUAGAGCGCACCAGUAAGCUAUCUUCACCAACAGCAAUCAUCUUGGACGCGGGGUCGACGGAUUCGGGUCCUCAGAGACUGGCACUGGGCCAGACGGCGGCUCCCAGAUCUGCCUACACGCGGGAUCUGGCUAAAUUGAUCAAGUAUGUAGUCAAGUACAAGGUUCCUUUGAUCUCAUCGUCAAAUGGCGGCGAUGGCAGUGAUGAACACGUCGACUUGAUGCUUGAAAUCAUCAGGGAACUGGCAGAGCUCCCAGAGUAUAGAGAAUGGAACCUCAAAGUGCUGGCGAUAUACUCCAGCGUCUCACAUGAGCGAGUGACGAAGAGGUUCAACGCCGGCGGCAUUGUCGGCUGUGGACCAGCCGUGCCUGAUCUGACACAGAGCGACAUCGAUGGAGCCACUCGAAUUCUGGCCCAGAUCGGCCCGGAGCCUUUCCUUGAGGCCAUGAAUGCAAAUCCAGAUUUCGACAUCAUUAUUGGUGGCCGAGCCUACGACCCCGCUCCAUACAUGGCAUACUGUGCAUUCAACGCUCUGAAGGGGAAAUCUGACGAUCUACAUUCUCUCUCAAAGGAAGUCCUGGGAUCAUUUGGCCAUAUGGGAAAGAUCAUGGAGUGUGGAGGACAGUGUGCCACGCCAAAGAGUAUCGGAGCGGUCGCUGAUAUUUACCAAGAUACCACGUUCACCGUCACUCCAUUGGACCCCAUCGCCAAAUGCCUUCCUCUAAGCGUUGCGGCACAUUGUCUCUAUGAGAAAACACGGCCGGAUAUCCUCCAUGGCCCGGGCGGGUUUUGGAAUUUCACCAAGGCAGUCUACAAGCAACUUCAUGAUGGGAGAUCAGUACGGGUUGGGGGAGCGGUCUUUGAGUCGUAUCGAAACCACGGCGAGAAAUACCAUAUCAAACUGGAAGGCGCCAAAAUCUCAGGAUACCGCGCCAUCUUCAUCGGCUCGUGGAUUGACCCAAUCCUUGUCAGUCAAGCAAAGGAAACGUGCGCGUUGAUCAAGGAAUAUGUGGCCUAUCAACAUAGCCAUAUCGACGAAUACUGGGAUCUUGGUUUCCACGUCUAUGGCGCCGAUGAUGACUGGGACCCAUCACAAGGGGGUCGUCCAUAUAAAGGCAAGAAAGGUGUCUUUAUAGUGGGAGAAGCCAUCGCGGCGAACCAGGAGCUUGCCACGAGUAUUGCCUCGGUUGCGAAGCUAGGAGCUACCCAUGGGCCUUACAAAGGCCAAAAGGCAACAUCUGGCAAUCUGGGCUUCGGGAUUGGAGGCAAGAUCGAGAUGGAGACCGAAGAGUGUGUCGAAUUUUGCGUCUAUCACUUGAUGCCGCUGGAGGAGGGAGAGCAAGGCGGCUUCCCUGCCUCCUCCCAUGAAGCUGGUGUCGCCAACACUGAAGAUGGGAAACCGCUCUUCCACUGGACAGAAGCUACAAUCGGCAAAGGUGAGUCGCCCUUGGAAGUUCAAGCCACCAACGGAGCCACGGGAGCGGUAUCAAAGCUGUUGAAGAAGAGCAACUAUAAACUUCCUGCAUACGAAGCCCCUCAAAUUCAGAACAACCCGCGCUUCCUGGGCGACAUUGCUCCCGUCGUCCGAUCCAAGAAUGCGGGUCCAUAUGAGAUUACAAUUGACAUUCUCUUUCCAACCAAGGCCGUCUUCGACAUCGUUGCCAAUUCUGGACUCCUCACUCCAGAAAUCUUUGGCAAGAUCUACGACCUGAAGAUGGAAGAGGUGAUAUAUUGCUCGUUUUUCGAGCAGGCGUUGGCUUUCAAAGCUACCUUCCCAAGAAGGCGCAAUGGGAAGCUCACUCCCUCAGGUGGUUUCUUGGAAACCGAUAUGCAUGGUUCGCAACAGUACAUCGACCUUUUGGAGCUACCACUCCACAACGAUCUGAUCGAGAAGAUUGACAGUCUUCCCAGGGAGGAAAAGAUCCAAGGUGGUGCCAAUGCUACAAAGUAA